Malus domestica (apple) is the source of this 1123-nucleotide messenger RNA. RefSeq names its product dephospho-CoA kinase-like. Gene Ontology annotation, molecular function: ATP binding; dephospho-CoA kinase activity. Lineage: Eukaryota; Viridiplantae; Streptophyta; Magnoliopsida; Rosales; Rosaceae. Gene Ontology annotation, biological process: coenzyme A biosynthetic process. The record is from RefSeq and is a predicted model, not a curated record.
AUACCACUACACCAGAUGCGCUUAUUACUAACGAAAUCAAACAACAUAUUUAUAGUCAUUAAAAUCGUCUUUGUCCUCCUCUCCUCUCCUCUCCCUCACGACUCCGAAAUCCCCACUUUUUCCACCGCAAAUCUUCAUGUUCUUCAAUCAACUACGACCAACUGUAUCGCUGUUGAGCAUCAGAUUCAGACCCACAAGUCCAAAGUUGCCCUAACCAAAUUUGAUACCCGCGGAAGAAAGAGCAGAAGAUCAGAGGAAGUAGAAAGAAUGAGGAUCGUGGGGCUGACAGGUGGAAUUGCUUCCGGGAAGAGUACCGUCUCCAAUCUCUUCAAGGAACACAGCAUUCCAGUCGUUGAUGCGGAUCUUGUUGCUCGAGAUGUGUUGAAGAAGGGCACUGGUGGCUGGGAAAAGGUUGUUUCGGCAUUUGGAGAGGACAUUUUGCAACUUGAUGGAGAAGUUGAUAGGCCUAAACUGGGACAAAUUGUGUUCUCUAAUCCUGAAAUGCGCCAACUUCUGAACCGACUGCUAGCUCCAUAUAUAUCGUCUGGAAUCUUUUGGGAAAUUUUGAAGCUAUGGAUGAAGGGGUGUAAGGUUAUUGUUCUUGAUGUUCCUCUGUUGUUCGAGGCCAAGAUGGACAAGUGGACGAAGCCUAUUAUUGUUGUAUGGGUUGAUCCUGAAACGCAGCUCCGGAGACUCAUGUCGAGGGACAGAACAAGUGAGGAUGAUGCUGGAAACAGGAUAAAUGCUCAGAUGUCACUCGAUUUGAAAAGGACCAAGGCAGACAUAGUGGUUGAUAACACUGGAUCGCUAGACGAUUUAAGAGAACAGUUUCGCAAUGUCUUACUUGAAGUCACAAAGCCCUUGACAUGGACCGAAUUUGUGCUUUCUAGACAAGGUGCCUCGUCCGUUCUUGCCUCCAUCAUCGUAGGUGUUCUUAUAUUCAAGAAAGUCGUGUAUAUGUCUUAGUUUAUGUACCAACCUUAGAACUGUACUUGUUGGGUACUUAAUCUGUCAUUCAUAGAACAAAGAGGUUCCCUCUGUGUUUUGUAGCAACAACGAGGAAUGAUUCGAUGCAUUUGCAAACUAUGAUUUGCGCCAGAGCUUCGAUUUUUUGAGUUCAUAA